AUGGAGGCGCAGCAGGAGAAAGAGAUGAGGGUUGCUGGUUGGUUGAAAAAUAUAUUUGGAGAUCAUCCCAUUCCACAAUAUGAAGUGAAUCCACGGACCACAGAUAUUCUGUAUCACCUGUCAGAACGCAACAAGACCCGGGACAGGGAUGUCUCCCUGGUGACAGAGGAUUUGAAACAGAAAGCAAGCGAGUAUGAAUCAGAAGCUAAGCAUCUUCAAGAUCUUCUCAUGGAAGGUAUGGAUUUUUCACCUGCCAGUCUCUCUAAUACUGGUUUCAGGUAUCUGAAUUCUUUGGUUGAAAUCGCACUGCUGCUUGAAACAAAAGACACGUCACUAACUAGCUUCAUCCCUGCAUUGAAUGAUUUGACCUCUGAUUUUUUUCGAACCAAGUACAAAAAUGAAGAAAUAGAACUCGAAUUGACAAAACUUGGAAAAAACCUAACUGCAACUUUAGUAUUAGAAAAGCAUCUACAAGAAGAUCUCAAGAAGGCAGAACAGCAUCUCAGUAAAGAAAGGGCCAAAGUUGACCAGCGUCUUCAAAACAUGAACUUCCUAAAAGCAAAAUCACAGGAGUUCAGAACUGAGAUCCAAGCCACAGAGGAACAACUUUCAGCCAGAGGCAUGGAUGCCUCUCUGUCUCAUCAGUCCCUAAUAACACUGUCAGAAAAACUGGAAGAACUAAAACAACAGACAGAACCUUUGAAGAAAAAAUUGGAAUCUUAUUUAGAUUUAAUGCCGAACCCAUGUCUUGCUCAAGUAAAAAUUGAAGACGCAAAGAGGGAAUUGGAAACCAUUGAAGCUGAGCUUACACAGAGAGUGGAGAUGAUGGGACUGUGA
Elephantulus edwardii (Cape elephant shrew) is the source of this 837-nucleotide messenger RNA. It is a transcript of the gene HAUS1, whose product is annotated as HAUS augmin-like complex, subunit 1. Gene Ontology annotation, biological process: spindle assembly; centrosome cycle. Bases 1 to 837 code for a protein of 278 amino acids. The transcript is spliced from 9 exons. The record is from RefSeq and is a predicted model, not a curated record. Gene Ontology annotation, cellular component: HAUS complex; cytosol. NCBI's taxonomy places the organism in Eukaryota, Metazoa, Chordata, Mammalia, Macroscelidea, Macroscelididae.